GUCUUUCUGACUCUGUGGUGGUUGUUUCUAAGGACAAAUGAACUACGUAUCCCAGGAUGCACCGCUCAGAGUCAACGCUAUUCUGCUGCUGGUUCCAGAAGUUCUUGGGAAAUGGAGUCCAAGCUGUCUCGGAACUUAACGGUUCAGGUUAUCCUUGAGACUCCAUUCCCCAGCAAGCUCAGCGUGUAGCGUGCAGUAUGGAGCCGCAAGUCGCAGAGCUGAAGCAGAAGAUUGAGGACACGUUGUGCCCUUUUGGCUUCGAGGUUUACCCCUUCCAGGUGGCAUGGUACAAUGCACUCCUGCCUCGAGCCUUCCACCUGCCCCUGCCAGGACCUACCCUGGCCUUCCUGGUACUCAGCACACCUGCCAUGUUCGACCGGGCCCUCAAGCCCUUCCUGCAGAGCUACAACCUCCAAUCACUGACUGACCCUGUGGACCAGUGUGUGGCCUACCACCUGGGCCGUGUUAGAGAGAGCCUCCCAGAGCUGCAGGUAGAAAUCAUUGCUGACUAUGAGGUUCACCCCAACCGGCGCCCCAAGAUUCUGGCACAGACGGCAGCCCACGUGGCAGGGGCUGCUUACUACUACCAACGACAGGAUGUGGAAGCUGACCCCUGGGGGACCCAGCACAUAGCAGGCGUGUGCAUGCAUCCCCAAUUUGGGGGCUGGUUCGCCAUCCGAGGGGUGGUGCUGCUGCCAGGAAUAGAGGUGCCAGAUCUACCACCCGCUAAACCCCUCGACUGUGUACCAACAAGAACAGACCGAAUCAGCCUUCUUGAAGGCUUCAAUUUCCACUGGCGUGACUGGACUUACCGAGAUGCUGUGACACCCAAGGAGCGAUACUCAGAAGAGCAGAAGGCCUAUUUUUCCGCUCCACCUGCACAACGCUUGGCCUUGUUAGGGUUGGCCCAACCCUCAGAGGAGCCUAGCUCUGUAUCCGCUCAGUUUCUCUUCACCACACUCAUACCCAAGAAGCCUCAGAAUCCCAGAAGAGCCAGCGACUGGCUCAAUCCCAGGGUCUCACCUCCUGCAUCCCCAGGCCCUUGAUGCCUUCCUCCUUGGUGGGAUACCUAUUUACAGUGGUACUUGCUAGGACUUAUUUGGCUUUGGCAAGGCAAGAGGUUUUAUUAUGGAUACAAGAUGAUUCUUUUUUAUGAGUUAUAGUAGAGAUCUUCAACGAAGAUAAGGCUCGAAGAAGUUUGGUCAAGACAACAGAAAAUCAAAGACCAAGGUAACCAAUAUAUGUCAACUAUACUUCAAUAGAAAAAAAAAAAAAAACCAAGGCAGAUCCAGAAUUCCCACCUGCUUUGGAAUAUGGGAUUUAUUUAUUGCCUGUUACCAUUUCUCUGCAGUGCUCCAAGAGGCUACUUGUUAACAGGGCCUAAGGGGCAACCAUCCCCGAGUAAUGGUAUAAGUAAUGCUUCAGGGUUGUUGUGGGGACUGAAUACUAAAUACCUGUAAAGCAUUUCUGAAAUUGUGCCUAGCAUAUAGUAAGCCAUGUGUCAGCUGUUAUUGAAGGCCCUGGGGAAUCCUGCAGUGCUCACAGGUCCUUCUCUCUGAACACUGGAGGGGAUAGGUAGGCUGGGAAGCUGAUAAAGACAAGUGUCUGGACAGGCACCAUACAAUACACUGAAAGAUCCUCAGCUCUGAAUCUGCCCUAGCCUUAAGGGUCCAGGAGGAACCCACCUCCCCCUGCCCACACACUACCUCCCUCAGGACAAUGAUAUGAAUGAGGGCCAAAAAUGGACUACCUUCAAGGAAGCCAAGAAGUGUUCAGCUCUGUUGUUUUGAUACCAAAAGCCCUACCCUACAAACACCAGCCCUACCCUACAAACACCAACCCUGUGUGUCUCCUCCUCCUGUUUUUAAAAGUUACAAAAGUACAGAGCCUCUAAUUCUGAUCUUUUACUGAGCCAGUACCAGGCUUUUAUCAGAAGCCAAGCUUCAGGAUCUCAUGCAGCCCUCCCAAUAGUAUAAAGGGUAAACGCCCAAGCAAUCAGUCAUUGGGGCCCUAAUCUACAAUGCAGCCUGUAACAAACUGAAGUGCCUUAGCCAACACUGUAGCAGGUCUUGCACUUCUUCCCAGAC
Rhinolophus ferrumequinum (greater horseshoe bat) is the source of this 2087-nucleotide messenger RNA. RefSeq names its product metabolism of cobalamin associated C (gene MMACHC). NCBI's taxonomy places the organism in Eukaryota, Metazoa, Chordata, Mammalia, Chiroptera, Rhinolophidae. Gene Ontology annotation, molecular function: cyanocobalamin reductase (cyanide-eliminating) (NADP+) activity; FAD binding; demethylase activity. Gene Ontology annotation, cellular component: cytoplasm. Gene Ontology annotation, biological process: cobalamin metabolic process. The record is from RefSeq and is a predicted model, not a curated record. The transcript has 4 exons. Bases 198 to 1046 code for a protein of 282 amino acids.